CGGAGCGUCUCUUUCCAUCCCGGAAGUAGAGAGGAAGACGGAAGCCGGCGAGGGACGUGCAAGCACUUGUUGUGAGCUUCGCCUUUUCCCUAUGGGGCUUUGAAUGGGGAUUGCUUCCCGGAAGCCAUGGAGGAUGAUGCUCCCGUGAUUUAUGGGCUCGAGUUCCAGGCACGAGCUUUAACACCCCAGACCGCAGAAACAGAUGCAAUACGGUUUCUGGUUGGAACACAGUCUCUGAAAUAUGAUAAUCAGAUUCACAUCAUUGAUUUUGAUGAUGAAAAUAAUAUUAUCAACAAAAAUGUUCUUCUGCAUCAAGUUGGUGAAAUUUGGCACAUAAGUGCCAGUCCGGCUGAUAAAGGGGUACUAGCAACCUGCUACAAUAAAACUUCAGACAGUAAAGUCAUGACAUGUGCGUCUGUUUGGAGGAUGCCGAAGGAAUUGGAAUCAGGCAGUCAUGAAUCCCCUGAUGAUUCAUCAAGCAACGCUCAAACCCUGGAGCUACUCUGUCACCUUGACAACACAGCCUAUGGCAAUAUGGCCGGUGUUGCUUGGGAGCCAAUGGGAGACGGCAAAAAGCUAAUUUCUCUGGCCGAUAACCACUUGCUUCUGUGGGAUUUGCAAGAAAGUUCAAGUAGAGCAGUGCUGUCAAAUUCAGUUGCAUUGGAAGGAAAGGGACAGUUAAAGUUUACCUCUGGGAGAUGGAGUCCACACCAUAAUUGCACACAAGUUGCUACAGCAAAUGAUACAGCCAUUCGAGGAUGGGACAUAAGAACGAUGAACCAAAUAUAUUGUAUUGAAAAUGCUCAUGGACAGCUGGUUCGGGACCUGGAUUUUAAUCCCAACAAACAGUACUAUCUGGCUAGUUGCGGAGAUGACUGCAAGGUGAAAUUUUGGGACACCAGAAACGUCAAUGAGCCAGUGAAGACACUAGAGGAGCAUUCCCACUGGGUUUGGAACGUCCGCUACAACCAUUCCCAUGACCAACUUGUGCUUACGGGCAGCAGUGACAGCAGAGUCAUCCUUUCCAAUAUGGUUUCCAUUUCUUCUGAACCUUUUGGGCAUCUGGUAGAUGAUGAUGAACUCAGCGACCAGGAGGACCAUAGUCAAGAAGACAAGAUUAAAGAGCCACUUCAGGACAGCAUAAUAGCUACCUACGAAGAACAUGAAGACAGCGUCUAUGCCGUGGAAUGGUCCUCAGCCGACCCAUGGCUAUUUGCCUCGUUAAGUUAUGAUGGACGGCUUGUUAUUAACAGAGUUCCCAGAGCUCUUAAAUACCACAUACUGUUAUAAAUCUCUUCGCAUUUUCGCGAGCUUCAUUAUCUUGGUAUUGGCUGAUAAUUGGAAAUAUUCUUAUUUCUCAAGUAAGUGUCAUAAAUGGAAUAUCAGCAUUCUGCCUCUAAUGUAAAUAUUUUAAAAUUAAAGAACUACUUUGAAAAUGACAUUUCCCCCUGUUUUCUGUUGAGCAGCAGGUAUAGUCAGGUUUUUAAUCCCCUUAAAUGAGAUGAUUGUAUGACUAUCAACAUUCAUUGUUGUGCUGUGUGAAUUAGUUGGACACUGAGGGUGAGAUCCUGCAUUGUGCGAGCAGCAGGCAGCUUGUACGGUGGCCCUUUUCCUGUCCUCUGCAACUACCAGUACCUUUUCGAAAGAGUCUCUCCAGAGCCUGCAGAACACUGUGAACUGUGUUGUAGUUGGGUGGAGAACAGGUGUGAAAUUGGUCUUAGGAGUCUUGCACUAUGCACACAAGGUUCAUUAUUUUGGCAUUUUCUUCCUGCCAUUUUAAGCCCCAAAAGAAAGAGUUCGUAGUGUUCUCUUGGUCUCCCCCAGCCCCAAACCUUCUGGAGGACAUUUGGUCUUCCCUCUGGAUUUCACCCUGAUGCAUAAAAUAUAUGGCGACGUAAAUGGGUUUAUAAAUUACCCUUCCAUUUCAGUGCUGUUUCAUUUGGAGCUUCUGCAGUGAAAAUCAUCUCUUGAAAACUGUCUCUCCCUUAAAUAACUAGACAUAGCUGUAAAGGAAUACAAGGCAAGAAGGGCAUAAGGAAGAGAACAAAUGAAAGAAAGGUUGAUGGAGGAAAACAUGUCAAACAUUUUGGCAGGUCAUACGGGAAUGCAGUGUUAUUCUAUGCAUGUAAACUCAAAAAUAACCAGUAAGACUUUCUCUUUGGUAUGUAGAUAUAGGAUUACAGUCUAACAGUUUAAUGUAAAGGAUAGGAAUUUUUCCUAUUUUAAGGCAUUUUUCUAAAAAUACUAGCAUUUAUUUUAAAACUGGAAAUAAAACAAUGCACAAAA
Molecule: messenger RNA, 2286 nt
Organism: Anolis sagrei ordinatus
Lineage: Eukaryota; Metazoa; Chordata; Lepidosauria; Squamata; Anolidae
Gene: EIPR1
Product: EARP complex and GARP complex interacting protein 1
Biological process (GO): protein ubiquitination
Molecular function (GO): protein binding
Source: RefSeq, a predicted model, not a curated record